AUGUACGCCAAACCGGUCAUAUUAGCUCGAUUGUUAAUUAACAAUCGCCGUCUAUGGAUUCCUUGCAUGAUACUCGUCGGUUUAUGUGCCAUUACUCUUCUCCUACAUGAAUCAGACAACACGAACCGUGAUAUUGAAACUUAUGUUUCCACCCAACCGUCAAAGACUUUUCCGUUUCCAUUAGCCAAUUCGUUGACAUAUGACGAAGUAAAAUUCCUAUUAGAUCAAUUAUUUGAUACUCACGUUUCAUUGACGGAUAUCCAAUCGAUCUGGAACAAAUUAAUGAAUAUAUGGCAACAAAUUCUAACAAAGUUUGUGCAUGAUGCUUGUAGUCUAUGUCAUCACAAUGGAUCGUAUUGUUACGAAUCCAUUGAUGUCACACGGUACGUCUAUUACAUCAACGAAUCGUUCUAUCCGAUCAAUGAAAUCAAACGUCCAGUUGGAAUGGGUCUUUUCUAUUACUUUGACUUGGAACAUUUACGUGCAGUGAAUAAUUCGAUUUUACCGACCGAUGUCUCUGCAUGUGAUUAUUUUCAUAUGUUACAACUGAUGGUUAAUGUUCAGUUGAUUUUGCAUCAAGCACAAAUUAAGUAUUUUCUGACGAAAGGAACAUUGAUUGGAGUUCUGCGACAUCAUGAUGUGAUACCAUGGGAUACGGAUAUUGAUUUGUUUAUUCCAUCAACAGCUACCGAGAAAAUUCUACAAUCAUUUCGUCGAUUGGAUUUGUCAUUGAAUAAAAACUCAUCAGCUACAACUUCAUCAACAAUGGAAAAUAGCAGAAAAAGACUGACGAAAGAUCGACCAUCGUUCCACAAGGAUUUAGUAGUUUAUCAAUUCAAGAACGUCCACAAGGUGACAUCAUACAAGAUCUUUUCCUUACGUUCGCCAAUUGUCAAUCGAACCAACUACCGCUGGCCAAAAAUCGAUAUUUUUCCUUAUGAAGAAAACGCCACACAUAUCUAUGCGUAUCCAAAGCAUCAACACAAUCUUGGUACCAUGAGUUACUUAGCGAAAAGCAAUGUUGAACCGGUAUACUUGCGUGUAUUAGGACCAUUACUUGUACCGAGUCCACGACAGCCUCGCUUGUCAUUAAAAGCCAUGGUACGAUUAGGUCGAUCGAAUUUGUUUCAUGUCUGUGAAGGUAAUACAUUUCUACAUCGGUAUAAUCGUGGAUCAACGGAUAAUUGGCGUGUUCCAUGUAAAGAACUACAUCGAAAUUAUCCGUUUGUGAGAUCAGAACGUAAUGCAACAACGAACUUGUGUUCUGAGGAAUUAAAAUUUCCUCAAUUAAAUCAAGGUUUGAGUUUGUAUAAAUAUCGAUGUGAAGAAGAUUUGCCAAGAACGUUACAGUGA
Messenger RNA from Adineta ricciae, 1353 nucleotides. The record is from the annotation of a GenBank genome assembly. Lineage: Eukaryota; Metazoa; Rotifera; Eurotatoria; Adinetida; Adinetidae.